GAAGAAUAAUCUGAUCAGCACAAUUGAACCAGGGGCCUUCUAUGGACUUUCAGAACUGAAGCGCCUGGAUCUUUCAAAUAACAGAAUUGGUUGCCUAACACCAGAAAUGUUUGUUGGACUUAACAAUCUUCACAAACUGAAUUUGUCAGGGAAUAUUUUUUCAAGUCUCAUGAAUGGACUUUUUUCUGAGCUGCUAGCUCUGAAAGCACUACAUUUCAACACUGAUUCACUCAUCUGUGACUGUAAUCUAAAAUGGAUCUUGCAAUGGGCCAGAAACGCUUCGGUUCGAAUAGCGGAGGAAACGGUUUGUGCUUACCCCAGUGCUUUACAUGGACUGUCACUUUAUAAUCUGAAGGAAAACCAGCUGAUAUGUGCUGGGCCUCUGGAACUUCCUCUUUUUGAGCUGAUCCCAUCACAAAGACAAGUGGUUUUCCAUGGAGACCGCCUGCCAUUUCAGUGUACUGCAACAUACGUUGACAACACCACCCAGGUACAUUGGUACCAUGCUGGUCGCCUGGUCGAAACAGAUGAAGAGAGUGGCAUAUUUGUGGAGGACAGCAUCAUUCAUGACUGCUGCUUAAUUACACGGUGGCCCAAAACUUUGGCCGGGAUAACAGCUUACCAUCCCUGUCUCCAGUAUUCUUUUAACUCCAUUGCAUUUCACAGUGGUGCAGAAGUGCCCAAAGCAUGGCGUAAAUGUAAUCGAACUGGACGCUGGGAUGAAGAAAACUAUUCUGAAUGUCCUUAUUCACAAGAAAUAACUCAAGUUCUUCAUGCUUUUAGUCAGAUGCACAUCAAUUUGACAACCGUGCUUGAAUUUUCCCGCCAGCUGACAGCCUACACAAGAGGUGCUUCCCUCUUUGCAGAUAAAAUGGAUGUAAUAUAUUUGGCUUAUAUAAUGGAAAAGUUAAUUGUCUUCGUGGAUGAAGUUCAAGAUGUUGGAGAUGCUCUUAUUGAAAUUGCCAGCAAUAUAAUGUUGGUUGAUGACCAUGUGUUGUGGAUGGCUCAAAAGGAAGACAAAGCUUGCACCAGGAUUGUACGAUGUGUGGAACACAUUGCAAGUCAAAUAUUGACCAGUAAUAUUCAAGUUAUAUCUAAGGUAUCUCGUAAUAUUGCUCUGGAAGCCUUUAUGAUCAAGCCAUCUAGUUUCACGGGAAUGACUUGCACUGCCUUCCAAAAAAUAUCUGCAAAUUCUGACAAGUCAGAGAUGCCUGAGAUGGGAAGAUGGGAAGCAAAUCACCAUCCUGAUCUAUAUUUGAAUUUCAAGUGCAACACUGGCAAUCUGAAUGGUUCUUUGGUGAAUUCUUCUACCAGGAAUGCUGUAGCAGUAGCUUCAGUUCAUUUGCCACAGUCUGUCUUCUCUCCGUCUUCAGCCUGGCAAUCUGUUGAUAACUCCACUUGCAAGCUGCAGUUUAUUGUCUUUCGGAAUGGAAAACUCUUUCCUAGCACAGGAAACUCAUCAAAUCUUGCAGACGAUGGGAAACGUAGGACGGUUGCCACACCAGCUGUUUUUGCUAAAAUAGAUGGGUGCAGUUUUGGAAACCUCACCAGCCCUCUCACUAUAGGAUUGAGGCACUUUGCACGGGGUAUAGACCCCAUUGCAGCCUUCUGGGAUUUUGACCUUCUAGAUGGACAUGGAGGCUGGUGGGGAGAAGGGUGCCACAUAAUUAGCUCUGCAGGCAAUAUUACCACCAUUCAGAGUACGCACUUCAGUAACUUUGCAGUGCUAAUGGAUUUUAAGACAGUGCUGUCUUUCCCCCAGUACCCAGGGGAGUUUCUGCACCCUGUGGUUUAUGCGUGUACUGCAGUUAUGUUGUUGUGCCUGUUUGCUUCCAUUAUCACCUACAUUGUCCAUCACAGCACAAUCCGAAUAAGUAGAAAAGGAUGGCAUAUGCUUCUCAACUUUUGCUUCCAUACUGCUCUUACAUUUGCUGUUUUUGCUGGUGGAAUCAAUCGCAUUAAAUAUCCAAUUAUAUGUCAAGCUGUUGGCAUAGUACUGCAUUAUUCUACACUCUCUACUAUGCUAUGGAUUGGAGUAACUGCCAGGAAUAUUUAUAAGCAAGUCACAAAAAAACCUCAGCCAUGCCAAAACAGUGACCAGCCUUCUUAUCCAAAGCAACCACUACUCAGAUUUUACCUGAUUAGUGGUGGAGUUCCUUUCAUUAUAUGUGGGAUUACAGCAGCAACCAAUAUCAAUAAUUAUGGGAUUGAAGGCAAUGCACCAUAUUGCUGGAUGGCGUGGGAGCCCAGUCUCGGUGCUUUCUAUGGGCCAGUAGCAUUCAUUGUGCUCGUCACCUGUGUUUACUUCCUCUGCACAUACGUGCAACUGAAGCGCCAUCCUGAACGCAAGUAUGAGUUAAAGGAAAAGACGGAAGAUCCACAGAGAAUACCGAGUACUGAUGUGGGCCAUGGUCAUAUUACAGACUCUGUGUCCGUUCCCCAGGCAACCUGCCCCAUGAUUUCUUCUUCCUUAUUGGAAAAUGAGCAUUCAUUCAAGGCUCAGCUUCGAGCCGCAGCAUUCACUUUGUUCCUGUUUACUGCCACUUGGACCUUUGGAGCACUUGCAGUAUCUCAAGGUCAUUUCUUGGAUAUGAUAUUUAGCUGUCUUUAUGGAGCCUUCUGUGUGACCUUGGGGCUUUUCAUCCUGAUCCAUCACUGUGCAAAGCGAGAUGAUGUAUGGCAUUGCUGGUGGUCCUGUUGCCCAUCCAAAAGAAACACCUAUUCCGUCCAAGUUAACGUGCGCCCAAAGGUUAAUGUCAAUGGUGACACUCAAGUUCAUGCACCUUGUCUUCAGGAAUCACCAUGUCCCAACAAAUCAGCUGUGUUUAAUCAUCCGGCGGCCAGCCACUGCAAACUCACUAACCUACAAGCGGUUCAAAACCACGUUAACUGCCUUUCCCCUGUGACUCCCUGUUGUGCAAAGAUGCACUGUGAUCAGCUACUUGAUGAUGAAGCUCACAUUCAUGUCCACAAUGAGGGAACCUUCAGACCCAAUAUGCACAUUCACAGAUGUCUGAAAAGCAGAACUAAGCCACGUUACUUCAGUCGGCAUAGGUCUGCAGGUGAAAGGGAGUAUGCCUAUCACAUCCCUUCGAGUAUUGAUGGCAGCAUCCACAGUUCACAUACAGACAGUCCCCACAGUACACACGAUAGCCAGUCAGGUCACAGACGGGCCUGCUGCUCAAAAAGUGAUCCAUAUCCUACUGUCAACCAGCCCGAAAGUAGCGACGCAAGUACUGUAAUAUAUAGUUGUGCUAAAAUGCCAGACAGUGACACUGUGCACCAUCCAGCUCAUUUUGAAAUGCACCCACGGACACAGUCAUUGCCAUUUAAUACGACGAAUCACAAUGGAAUUCUCAAGGGAAACGUGCAUGAAGCCAUGAUAUACAGCUCAGAUAGUACAGGAAAUAUCAAAACUGGGCCUUGGAAAAAUGAAACUACUGUGUAGUUCAUGGGCCAUCAUGAUGUGUUUUUUGUCCUAAACCAUCAUUAUCUUUGUUUUUAUUCCAAAAUAAAUAAUAUUAUGUAUUUGUGUAGCUCAUCAGUAAAUUGUACAGCUUUUCAUUUUUAUUUUCUUUUUCUUAAUAAGAGUCUAAAAAAGAGGGAUAGUGACAGUUUUAAAGUGAAGUUAUUUUUAAAAGAAAGUUAUAAAAUUAUUCCGAAAGAUAACGAGAAAAUGAAGUUUAGACAAUUGAAUAUGAGAGGCAAUAUCCUUUUGUUAUACAGAACAACAUUUCUUUAGAAACACAUCAUUUUCAUUCAUUGUUUUCACUUUUGUUUUGUAGUAUCUUCAGACACUUUUUAUAAACAUAUCAGCAUCUUAAACUUUUGCUUAUUUAUUUUUGUAGCAAAAUAUUAUUACUGUGCCAUGGAUUUUAAUCAGAAGUGGCUAUGGUAGAAGUGAUAAACAGGAUUUUAUAAAAUUGCAGCUUUUUAGAUCUACAAAAGUGAUACUGCCUCUAAAGAUCUUCUGUAGCAUAUGGCCUGUAAAGUCAUGUAAUGUACAGUCUCUGUUCUGUCCUUUUUCUUGUUGGAGAGAAGUGCUAGGUAAUGUCUCUAUUACAUCUUUGGUGCUGUAUUGGUUGUAUUUUGCAUGACAUAUGUCAGGAUAUACCAUUUGCUGUUUUCUAGUGUUACAUGUGUUAAAAAAGAACAAAAAAAGUGUUGUACAAGGCUGUGAAAAACCCUAUUGAUAUUAAUCUAGAGCAUUAUGAAUCUACAGGAAAAAAAAUCACUCUGCACUAGUUUAAGUGGCACAAUCCUUUGUAUAAGGUUAUAUGAUAGCUUUGAUAAGGGUCCACUCUAAUGUCUUUACAGAGCAUGCACUACUCAUUGUAUGUGACACUGUGCGGUGUAAUAGCAACUGUCUCAGCAAGUUUUACACUUGUUUGUAAAGUAUGCCUUUUGAGCAAAUCUGUAAGCUGUUCCAUGAUAACCUUUCCACAUCUGUUAAGGUAGAGCAGUUUUACCAUUAACUCUUUGAGGACUACAGUUAUUUUCUUAAAGUAUCUUAUUCUGGUUCAGAGACACUGUAUAUAUGAUAUUGUCUAUUUAGUUACAUGAUCAACGUAGUCCAGAGUUGUUAGGAAAGAGAAAGUUCAGUAAUUUUUAAAAAAACCACCUUCUUAGAGUCCAUCUAUUAAUUUCACCACUUGCUUUCUGAAAACCCAUUUCCUUCCCUAGCAAAUUUCGGCUUGUCUUCAUCCUUUAAUGCAAAUUUGACCUUCAGAGAAGUUCUUUAUGCUCAUGAUUUCUGCUGAAUUGUAGGGCAUUCCAUUCUCUAAUUAACAAGGCUCUUGGCAAGAAAUUUUUUCAUGUUUCCAUGAACAUCUGGACACAAAGCAUCAACUCACAGUACAGAACUGCAUCAUAAUUAUCCCUAUAUGAAAUAAAACCACUUCUUACAAAUGGGAAGGGUGUAGAAUAAUAAUAGAUUGCAGAAAGUGAAUGGGAGCAUAGAGCUGUGAGAAAAAUGUCUACAGUGGAAAGUGAACAGUGCAUCCAGAAAUGAGAGAAAAAGCACAAUUCUGUAUGGCCACAUGAGAAAGUUUGCUGUGGUGUCUUAACACAGACUUAUGUAAUUGCUGCAGAGAGGAAAUGGAAAAUUCUUUUGAGAGAUCAUCAGUCUGUGAUUCUCUGUGUAUAUGUGGCAGAAAUCUUAACAUACUUCAGCCCAUUAUUUUUCUGUUAUUAGCAGUUUAUUAGACUCUACCUUUUUGGUUUUUAAUAUGUAGGAAUACAUUUCUUAAUAGUGUACAUAAAGAUGACAGUUAUAAUUGUUAGAAUGUUAUAAACACAUAUAAGUCAGAUGAAUGUGUUCUGCAGUGUUGCAGGUGGGAAUUAGUACUCAAAGGGUUAAUGCUCAGUAUCUGAGUGCAAGAAAUCUUGUUUUUCUGUAUUUUUGUAAAUUUGAAAUAUAUAUUGUAAACUCCAGCAGUGCAAUGUAUCCAUCUCAGAUUGUGUAUUUUUAAAAGGUGAGCAAGAAGAAUGCACUAGGUGGUUGUCAAGUUUUAAGCCAAUAUUCAACAGUUUCAUGACUGCUUCUUUAGUUAAUACAACAAAAACCCCCAACACCUGAGCUUUAUUAUGUAUAUGCUGUAUAUGCUUGAACUGUCUCUAAUCUAAAAUACAGUAUUUUUCUUUGUUUGCAUAAUGAAAUAUUUUCUGUUUCAGAAUUAUUUUCUUUUACUAUUACUUUUACUCAUUCCACAUAGACAGUGAGCCCUGAACAAGCAUAGACAUAAUGUGAAAUACCAUUCUCUGUGUCUCAGCACUAUGUAUAUGUAUACUAUGUAAUAGCAAAAUCCUAGGAGGUCUGUAGACCAUUAUGCAAAAUAUUACACACACACAUACACACACACACACGCACGCACACACAGAGCAAAGUGAAAUACUCUGCAAGAAUCCACUCAGUAAGCUUCUUUAUUUAGCUUGUGUUUUAAUCACCUCUGUUAUUUUGUCUGAGAGGCCAAUUCGAGCUUCAUAAUGGCUUACAAAGAAGUAAAUAGGUGCUGCUUUCCACAGAAUAUCUUAUGUGAUAAAACUCUCUGGAAUUUAAACGUAAAAUAUUAAAACACUUUUCUUAUUGUGUUAAAAAGUAAUUUAGUGAAUAUUUCAGGGCUAAUUGGAAGAGAUGUGUUAUGCAAUAAUCUGUUUGCAUAUUAUUUUUUCAGAAAAUAUACAGUAUAUCUACAGAGUAGGAGACAUGAUAUUAAAUAAAUAUAAAAAAUGUUUUGUAACAUCAAAUUUGACCAAACUGCUCUUUGUGCUUUUGACUUUUUUUUUUUCCCUUAAGAUAAAUGAGAUAAUUUCAAUGCUUUGGAAGUCUCGUUUUGAUUUAUUGUGGGAUUUUGGUCAGUUACAGUCAGUGAGCCAUUACUACUUUA
Molecule: messenger RNA, 6386 nt
Organism: Manacus vitellinus (golden-collared manakin)
Lineage: Eukaryota; Metazoa; Chordata; Aves; Passeriformes; Pipridae
Gene: ADGRA1
Product: adhesion G protein-coupled receptor A1
Exons: 16
Coding region: 107-3448 (1113 amino acids)
Biological process (GO): G protein-coupled receptor signaling pathway; cell surface receptor signaling pathway
Cellular component (GO): plasma membrane; glutamatergic synapse; postsynaptic density
Molecular function (GO): G protein-coupled receptor activity
Source: RefSeq, a predicted model, not a curated record